CGGCAAAUGACAUUUUCGCAAGCCACACUUGCGAUCUGCUCUUUGUCUUACCGGGAAGCGUUCCUUUCUACCGGCAUGUGUACGUGCAGAUGUGGCUGGCUAGCUGGCUAGCUAGGUAGCUUUGAUGCAAGCAAGCAAACAAACACGCUGCUGCAGACGGAUACUGUAGAAGCUUUCCUUCAUUUGAUCGUGGUCUGAUACUAGCCCCUCCAAUUGUCAUCGUCAUCACCGUCGGAAACUCCAAAGCCACCAAGAUACGCCAAAGUCAUCACCAUACGCAACAGCAACCAUGGACAGAAAGCAGAUAAUAGCCCAGCACGAUGCUAUCAAAGUCAACCUCCAAGCUCUUACAGACUCUGUGCAAGCGUACUCGGCUACGUUUGAAAAGAACAUUUCAUCCGAUGACCUUGAAGCAGUGGGCCAGAUUUCCGAAUGCCAAGUGGCAAUGAUGGAAAAUGUGAAGCAGAUGCAAAGUGUCAUCUACGGGCCAUUAAACAUGGUCAUGUUGCACUAUGAAGAGUGCCUCCGUUCAAGCUCGGUCCGAACACUCCUAGAAAUGGGCGUUUUUGAUGCUUUACCGGUCGACGGUGGUGAGAUGUCAGCAGCCGAACUCGCUACGAAGACGGGCGCUGAUCCAAUUCUUCUUGUUCGCUUGAUGCGACUAGUCGUACCUACAUUCUUUGCCGAACCACAGCCAGAGGUGUAUACGCACACAGCCAAUUCCCUGGUAUACCUGGAAGGCUCUGUGCGAGGCAACUUUAAAAUGAUGUUCGACGAGAUUUGCGUCGCUAGCACAAGAAUGCCCGAGUUCUUCAAGAAGAAUGGCUAUGUCAACCCUAGUUCUCGGUCUAACAACCCAUAUACAUUUGCCCACGAUACGCAGGGUCUAUCCAUGUUUGAGUUCCUUCUUCAGCACCCAGAACGCUUCAAGAACUUCAAUGAUGCAAUGCAGGCUCGGUCUUCCCAAACAUCCCUUCCCUACAGCCUAUUCCCCUUCCAGUCAGAGCUUAGCAAGGCGGAUACUACCGAUGAGACUGUUUUGCUGGUAGAUGUCGGGAGUGGCAUUGGCCAGGCUACGCUUGCCAUCCGAGAGGCUUGUCAAGAUAUCAAGGGCAAAAUGAUAAUGCAAGAUCAAAAGGAGGUAAUUGAUGGGAUUUCGGGCUCAUUGCCUGCCGGUGUAGAAGGCAUGGCGCAUGAUUUCUUCCAACCACAGCCCAUCAAAGGCGCUCUCUUUUAUUAUAUUCACCGCUGCCUGCAUGAUUGGCCAGACUCCGACUGUCUUGUAAUUCUGCAGCAUCUUGCGGCGGCCAUGACACCUAACGUCUCGCGCCUUUUGGUGUCCGAGAUCGUGAUGCCCCGUGGACGUGUUGACAUUCAAACAGCCUGGUCGGAUGUGAACAUGAUGACAUUUGGUGGCGUGGAACGAAGUGAAGAGCAGUGGAAAAAUCUUCUAGACAGCGCUGGUUUACAAAUUGUACAUGUGCAUGGCGAGGGCGGUGGAUGCUGGUUUAGAGUAUUGGAGAUUGUGCUCAAGGAAUCGAUCCAGCGCAACGGAGGCUCCUGAAGAGACAAAAUAUAUUUUAUAGACACUUUAGACGGUUUGACUAGAGUAGUUUAGAUUUUCCAUAUAUUAAUAUUACGAAUUCUUGGUGAGAAGCAC
Molecule: messenger RNA, 1660 nt
Organism: [Torrubiella] hemipterigena
Lineage: Eukaryota; Fungi; Ascomycota; Sordariomycetes; Hypocreales; Clavicipitaceae
Source: the annotation of a GenBank genome assembly